AUGACUUGCAAGAUGUUAGUCUUCUUUAUAUUACAUGCCCUCAAUCAGGAUUCUUCGACUGCUGUAAUUCGAUACAAACUCAUUGUCAUUGGGGAUGUAAACGGCCAGCUACACCCAAUAUUUUCCAGACUAGCUGCACUACAUACUAAAAAUAAUUUCAAUCUUGCUAUUAUUGCGGGGAAUUUGUUUUCCGAAGAUCAAGCACAUACGACAGAACUUUUCGCUGGCAACGUCUUUAUACCAUUUCCAACGUAUUUCACAGUUGGCAGUAACCCUCUACCGCAAUUAAUUGUAGAUAAAAUUGAAAAAAACGAAGAAAUUUACCCGAACCUUUAUUAUUUGGGAAAGCGUUGUACCACAACAACUAGUGAUGGUGUUAAGAUUGUAACUCUUGGAGGGAAACCAGGCGACCCAAUAGUCGGUGGCUUAUCCCAGGACCAAUAUCUACCACUCCACACGGUAGCUGAUGCAAAAGCAUUGUACGGUAACACCUCAGCAGAUAUACUUCUCACAAAUUGUUGGCCAGCUGGUAUCAGGAAUGGUUCCAGAGUUCCCGUCGCAAAUGAUUCUAUGUUGCCAGUAGGUUACAAACAUAUAUCAGACCUCUGUGCCGCCAUUAAGCCCCGAUACCACUUUUCCGUCUCUCCUUCCUUAUUCUUUGAACGCGAGCCGUUCUACCAAGACCUUAUUCAAAAUGCUCCAGGUAACAAUCAGAUUACUCGCUUUCUUUCGCUGGCUUCAUAUGGUACAUCGAAACAAAAGUUUAUGUACGCCUUUAAUCUCUCAUUACCGGUAAAUUCUAGCUCACCAGCUCCCACCGGAGUCACUAAUCCACCAUGGAAUUUGGAACGAUGCAUCAGAAAAAGACCGGCAUCAGAUGUAGACCCGUUUUCUAGGUAUGGUCAGCCUAGUAUCAAGAGGAAUAGGGGUACGCACUCAAGGAGCCAGCGGGACAAUAAAUUUCAACCUCCUGGACCUGGAGAGUGCUUUUUUUGCCUUUCAAACCCUUCAAUAGCAACUCACCUUAUUUCUUCAAUUGGUGAAGAUUCUUACCUUACGAUCGCAAAAGGCCCCCUGACUACAUCCACUACGAAUGCUCAUUUUGGGAUAUGUUUUCCAGCACACGUACUAAUUGUCCCACUUGCUCACUCGCCUAAUCUUGCAUCCAUUCCCGAAGAGGAAAAUGCCAGGGAGAAGACUUUCACAGAGAUGACACGAUUCAGGAUAUCAAUACAGAAUAUGAUUGCAAGUAAUAGUGGAAAUAAACUUGGCACAAUAACUUAUGAAAUAAGCAAAACAAAUGGUGUUCAUAUACACUGGCAGCUAAUUCCUAUUUCAGAAAAAUUGGUCCGUGAGGGUCUAGUUGAAGCGGCCUUCAGAGUCGAAGCAGAUAAUCUAUCCUACCCGGCCUUUUUAGACCGAGAUCUCGGGCUAGGUCUACACGAGGGAAAUUUUUUUCGGUUAUGGCUUUGGGCGCCACCGAAUGGAGAAAAAAUUGAAGAAACUUCCAAAUGUAUCACAAUGUUCUUCGAACAAGAUUUUAAAUUCUCUCUCCAAUAUGGACGAACUGUGCUGGCAAAGCUUCUUGGACUUGAACAGCGAAUUCAAUGGAGGGACUGUGUUCAGUCGGAAGAUGAAGAGAAAAGAGAUAUACGAAUGUUCAAGGCAGCCUUUCGAGAAUUUGAUUUUACUCUUUAA
Messenger RNA from Blumeria graminis f. sp. triticale, 1698 nucleotides. The record is from the annotation of a GenBank genome assembly. Lineage: Eukaryota; Fungi; Ascomycota; Leotiomycetes; Helotiales; Erysiphaceae.